GGGCCCGCUGAGGCGGCACAGAUUCUUCUGCUACGCCACUGUUAGCAUUUCCGUUCAAAUUGGCGGAUUUCCACAAGAGCACCCCCUUCCACACGAUCUCAACAUUUUUCUAUACACAUUACAUGUCUGUCUGCGGAUGAUUUACGCUUUAAAUAACACGAACUGCUGAUGCAACGGCGAGCUCAGUGCGAGUCUGCGAGCACAACGUGGGUGCGAGUGUCGUGGACUGAUGACGUCACGUGAGCGCAACCAGUCGGACCGGUUACAGUCUCCACCGCGGGUCGGACACACCAGCGGCUGAUACUGCUGCUGCUGCUGCUGCUGCUCUCAUCCGCUCCCCUGCGAUCCACCGACGACAACAACAACAACAACAACAACAACAACAACGACGACGACGUCUCCGAGCAACGCGCAUUCAUCCAUCGCCCGCCCGCUGCCACUCUGCGGUUUCGCUUCCUGCUGGACUGAACGGCCCUCGUCAUGUCUAAAGGCACGGUGGUUCUGGCCUACAGCGGUGGACUGGACACGUCCUGUAUUCUGGUUUGGCUGAAGGAACAGGGCUACGAUGUCAUCACGUAUUUGGCCAACAUUGGGCAAGAUGAAGAUUUUGAAGCCGCCCGUAAAAAGGCCGAAAGCCUCGGAGCGAAGAAGGUUUUUAUUGAGGACCUGCGUGCGGAGUUUGUGGAGGACUUCAUCUGGCCCGCCGUUCAGGCCAACGCCGUGUAUGAAGACCGGUACCUGCUGGGCACCGCAAUAGCGCGGCCCUGCAUUGCCCGCCGACAGGUUGAAAUCGCACGCAGGGAGGGCGCCCAGUUUGUCUCCCAUGGUGCCACAGGAAAGGGCAACGACCAGAUCCGUUUUGAGCUCACAAACUACGCCCUGUACCCCGAGGUUAAGAUCAUCGCACCGUGGAGGAUCCCCGAGUUCUACAAUCGCUUCCGGGGGAGAACGGACCUGAUGGAAUAUGCAGAGAAACAUGGCAUCCCUGUGCCUGUGACUCCGCGGGCCCCUUGGAGCAUGGACGCCAACCUCAUGCAUAUCAGCUACGAGUCCGGUAUCCUUGAGAAUCCCAUGAACCCUGCUCCGCAUGACCUGUACCUGAUGACCAAGAACCCACAAGAUUCUCCCAACACCCCUGAUGUACUGGAGAUACAGUUCAGAAACGGCGUCCCUGUCAAGGUGACCAAUGUGAACGAAGGGACAUCCAAGGACAUACCACUGGAGAUCUUCUCACUCCUUAAUGAGAUUGGAGGAAAGCACGGUGUCGGCCGGAUUGACAUCGUCGAGAACCGUUUCAUUGGAAUGAAAUCCAGAGGGAUUUAUGAAACCCCAGGCGGCACCAUCCUGUUACAGGCUCACCUCGAUAUCGAGACCUUUACCAUGGACAAAGAGGUUCGGCGGAUCAAGCAGGGACUGGGUAUUAAGUUCUCUGAACUUGUGUAUAAUGGCUUCUGGUAUAGUCCGGAGUGUGACUUUGUGCGACACUGCAUAACCAAGUCCCAGGAGAACGUUGAGGGCAAAGUACGUCUGUCCGUCUUCAAGGGUCAGGUCUAUAUCCUGGGACGAGAGUCGCCGAAGUCCCUGUACAACGAGGAGUUGGUCAGCAUGGACGUGCAAGGAGACUACGACCCAUGCGAUGCCUCUGGAUUCAUUCGGAUUAAUGCUGUCAGGUUGAGGGAACACCAUCGCCUGCAGGGUUUCUCCAGCACCAAAAAGUAACAGUUGCUGCCCUGCAAACCUUUUAUUUUCUUUACGCCCUCUUCUUUCCACUGUGUCUUAAGCAGUAGUAGGUUUAGACCUCCAUUUUCAACCCUUUAUCUUAAUUUCUACUCCUGGUUAUAUUAGCAUCAGCACGCCAGACUCUUGAAGCCAAACGUGAGGUUUCUUUGGUUAAAGUUAGAAAUUUGAAGAAUUCAGAAUUUUAUUCCCUGAAUUUGUCUGGUUCUUAGUAUCAGUAGGUCAGUGAUGGAAGUUAGAUAUUUACAAUGAUUUGCUAUAGAAAUAAAAUAGUGUGAAUCGUG
Scophthalmus maximus (turbot) is the source of this 2021-nucleotide messenger RNA. It is a transcript of the gene ass1, whose product is annotated as argininosuccinate synthase 1. NCBI's taxonomy places the organism in Eukaryota, Metazoa, Chordata, Actinopteri, Pleuronectiformes, Scophthalmidae. Gene Ontology annotation, biological process: urea cycle; L-arginine biosynthetic process. Bases 481 to 1719 code for a protein of 412 amino acids. Gene Ontology annotation, cellular component: cytoplasm. The transcript has 15 exons. The record is from RefSeq and is a predicted model, not a curated record. Gene Ontology annotation, molecular function: ATP binding; argininosuccinate synthase activity.